Molecule: messenger RNA, 648 nt
Organism: Triticum dicoccoides
Lineage: Eukaryota; Viridiplantae; Streptophyta; Magnoliopsida; Poales; Poaceae
Product: putative germin-like protein 2-1
Exons: 2
Coding region: 1-648 (215 amino acids)
Molecular function (GO): manganese ion binding
Source: RefSeq, a predicted model, not a curated record
AUGGCCUCAGGAUUCUUCCUCCUUGUUCUUUUGGCUCUAUCAGCUUCUCGUCCUCUUGCCUCCGACCCUGGCCAGCUCCAGGAUUUCUGCGUCGCUGACAGGACAUCCCAAGUUUUCGUGAAUGGAUUUGCAUGCAAAGACGCAAAGACUGCCUUGGUAGAAGACUUCUUCUUCUCGGGGCUUCACAUGGCCGGGAACACGAGCAACAAGCAAGGCUCUUCUGUGACCGCAGUUAACGUCGCGCAGAUUGCUGGGUUGAACACUUUGAGCAUCUCCCUUGCUCGUGUUGAUUAUGCACCCCAUGGUCAAAACCCACCGCAUAUCCACCCCCGUGCAAGUGAGAUCCUGACUGUGCUAGAAGGUUCGCUCUAUGUUGGUUUCGUGACCUCGAACCCUGAAAACGAGCUGUUCUCAAAAGUUCUGAACAAAGGGGAUGUGUUUGUCUUUCCACAAGGGUUGAUUCACUUCCAGUUCAACUAUGGAACUAGCAAGGCGAUAGCCAUUGCGGCGCUGAGUAGCAAAAACCCCGGAGUGAUCACCAUAGCAAAUACGGUGUUUGGAUCAAAUCCAUCCAUCUCAGAUGAUAUACUUACCAAAGCCUUCCAGGUGGACAAGAAGAUGGUAGACCAUAUUCAAGCUCAAUUCUAG